Andrographis paniculata is the source of this 2004-nucleotide messenger RNA. Its product is annotated as pyruvate kinase, cytosolic isozyme. NCBI's taxonomy places the organism in Eukaryota, Viridiplantae, Streptophyta, Magnoliopsida, Lamiales, Acanthaceae. The transcript is spliced from 3 exons. Gene Ontology annotation, molecular function: potassium ion binding; pyruvate kinase activity; magnesium ion binding. Gene Ontology annotation, cellular component: cytoplasm. The record is from RefSeq and is a predicted model, not a curated record. Bases 164 to 1684 code for a protein of 506 amino acids. Gene Ontology annotation, biological process: glycolytic process.
AUAUUCAGACUUCUUUACUUUCCUUUGAAAACUUGACUUGUUCCCCACGCAGAACAGACCACCGGAGCAGAACAUCGACGGCGGCGGGCCGCGCAAUCGCUAUCUUCUUCCUCAAUCUCGACCAGAUUUCCAUCCAUCGCCGCCGGAUCCUAUCCAGAUCGCCAUGGACACCACCAACGGCGGGCAAGCGGUUGCGCCGGUCAUGCGUCCCAAGACCAAGAUCGUCUGCACGCUCGGUCCUGCUUCUCGUUCUGUUCCCAUGGUGGAGAAGCUGCUCCAGGCCGGGAUGAACGUCGCGAGAUUCAAUUUCUCUCACGGUUCUCAUGAGUACCAUCAGGAGACUCUCGAUAACCUCCGCAAGGCUAUGGAGAACACCGGCAUCCUUUGCGCAGUCAUGCUCGACACCAAGGGUCCGGAAAUUCGAACUGGGUUCUUGAAAGAUAGCAAACCCAUCCAACUGAAACAGGGCCAAGAGAUCACCGUAUCCACAGAUUACAGCAUCCAGGGUGACGAUAAAAUGAUCUGCAUGAGCUACAAAAAGCUGGCCGAGGAUGUAAAGCCAGGAAGCGUGAUACUCUGCGCUGAUGGCACAAUUUCCUUCACUGUUUUGUCUUGUGACAAAGAAAACGGCUUGGUAAGAUGCCGCUGUGAGAACACUGCAGUUCUCGGUGAGAGAAAGAAUGUCAACCUUCCUGGUGUCAUCGUGGAUCUCCCAACUCUGACAGAGAAAGACAAGGAAGAUGUCUUGAAAUGGGGGGUUCCGAACGAAAUUGACAUGAUUGCUCUUUCAUUUGUGCGUAAAGGCUCUGACUUGGUGGAGGUUCGGAAGCUGCUGGGCGAACAUUCUAAAAGAAUCCUUCUCAUGUCUAAGGUUGAGAAUCAGGAGGGCGUGGCGAAUUUCGACGACAUUCUUGCGAAUUCAGAUGCGUUUAUGGUGGCGAGAGGUGAUCUAGGGAUGGAGAUUCCGAUCGAGAAGAUAUUCUUGGCUCAGAAGGUGAUGAUCUACAAAUGCAACAUCCAAGGAAAGCCCGUCGUCACCGCAACCCAGAUGUUGGAGUCGAUGAUCAAAUCCCCGAGGCCUACUCGCGCCGAAGCCACUGACGUCGCCAACGCCGUCCUCGACGGAACCGACUGUGUCAUGCUCAGCGGCGAAACGGCUGCGGGAGCUUAUCCUGAUCUCGCCGUCCGCACAAUGGCCAAAAUCUGCAUGGAAGCCGAGAGCACGAUCGAGUACGGCGACGUGUUUAAACGUAUAAUGGCGAACGCGCCGGUCCCGAUGAGCCCUCUCGAGAGCCUUGCGUCAUCGGCCGUUCGGACGGCGAACUCGGCAAGAGCAGCGCUGAUUUUGGUCCUGACCCGGGGAGGGAGCACCGCGAAGCUGGUCGCGAAAUACCGGCCGGGCAUGCCGAUACUGUCAGUCGUGGUCCCGGAGAUCCAGACCGACUCAUUCGAUUGGUCGUGCAGCGACGAAUCGCCGGCGCGCCACAGCCUGAUUUUCCGGGGUCUGGUUCCGAUUCUCUGCGCGGGAUCGGCGAAGGCGUCGCACGAAGAGUCGACCGAGGAAGCGCUCGAGUUCGCCCUUCAGCACGCGAAGACGAAGGGGCUGUGCAAAGUCGGGGAUGCUGUUGUCGCGCUUCACCGUAUCGGAACGGCGUCGAUUAUCAAGAUCGUUACUGUUAAAUGAUAACGGCAGCUACUGUUAAAUGAUAACGGCAGCGUCGCACCGCCGACCGGCCGGAGUUCCGUUCAGGCGGUCCGGCCGGCCGGCUCCGUUCAGGCGGUUUUUUUCAGGAUGACGAGGAAUAAAGGGUGAUCGAUUGUUAUGAUUAAUAUGAAAGGAUUAUUUGUUCGAAGAUCACGAACCUUUUUAUGUGUUUUUUGGCUUGGAUUAAUUUGUUUAUUUUGUGUGGGGAGUGAGACUGCUCAAUGGAAAACAUAUCGACAUUACUAUUAUUACAUUUGCAUUAUAGGAGUGUUGAAAGAAAAUUGAGUUUUUAUUACUUA